Messenger RNA from Anopheles bellator, 2731 nucleotides. RefSeq names its product neuropeptides capa receptor. Gene Ontology annotation, cellular component: plasma membrane. The coding region runs from base 16 to 1833 and encodes 605 amino acids. The record is from RefSeq and is a predicted model, not a curated record. NCBI's taxonomy places the organism in Eukaryota, Metazoa, Arthropoda, Insecta, Diptera, Culicidae. The transcript is spliced from 9 exons. Gene Ontology annotation, biological process: neuropeptide signaling pathway. Gene Ontology annotation, molecular function: neuromedin U receptor activity.
AGGGGCCCACAACAGAUGCCACUACUCACUGCACUGCUGGUUACCAUUCUGCUGACGGGCAUCCUGGUGACCGGUGUGAUUGGAAAUUUGAUCGUCUGCCUCGUGAUCGUACGGCAUCCGUCGAUGCGGACCGCCACCAACUACUAUCUGUUCAGUUUGGCCGUUUCAGAUCUCAUAUUUCUGGUACUGGGGCUCCCGUACGAGAUCAGCCUCUACUGGCACCAGUAUCCGUAUGAUUUGGGGCUACCGUUCUGCAAGAUCCGUGCCCUGCUCUCGGAGGCGUCCACGUACGUGUCGGUCCUCACCAUCGUCGCGUUCUCGAUGGAGCGCUUCCUGGCCAUCUGUCAUCCGCUGCACCUCUACACGAUGUCGGGCCUGCAGCGCCCUGUCCGGAUCAUCGCCGGGCUCUGGAUCGUGAGUCUGCUGAGUGCGGUGCCUUUUGCCGUUUUCACCGACAUCGAUUACCUCGUUUACCCGCCGACCAAUAAGAAAAUCCACGACUCAGCGUUCUGCGCCAUGCUCAGCAAUCCGGAGGGCUUUCCACUUUGGGAGCUGUCGACCUGUCUGUUUUUUGCCUUCCCGAUGCUCAUCAUGGUGGUGCUGUACGCGCGCAUGGGCAUGCAGAUCCGGUCCCGGACCCAGCGGACGGUAGAGCUCGGCGUUCGCAAUGGAUCGGUUAAUGGACCGUCGAGGGUAUCGCAGUCCCGGAAGGCCAUCAUCCGGAUGCUCGCCGCGGUCGUGAUAACGUUCUUUGUCUGCUGGGCACCGUUUCACGCGCAACGGUUGCUGUAUCUUUACGCCCGUGACUGGCAGCACUUCAACAUGGUCAACACGUGGCUCUUCUCCGUGGCCGGCUGCCUGUACUACGUGUCCUGCACCAUCAAUCCGAUCCUGUACAACGUGAUGUCCCACCGGUACCGAGUGGCGUUCCGGGAAACGCUCUGCGGCCGACGGCGUGGCUUCGGGGCUGGAUUCGCCCGCGACCAGUCGAGCUUCCGGGAAACGACCAUCGACGUCGGGGGCAACGGAAGCUUCGGUGGCUACGACCAUUCCCGGCCGGUAAGUGUACGAACCAAGUGGGUCGUUUCGAGCCAGGUGAGCCGGAUUAGGAGAACACUGGAAAGCAGCAAGAAAAGUAAUAAAUUAUUUCCCUGUUUCUUACCUCGCGUGCUCCAGAUCGGCAACAACCAUCCCAGCAACCGGAACUCCCUGUCGCCCAAUCUUACCACCGACAUCGUCGUCAUGCUGGAGAACAAUCUGAAUGGGCGGCCCCGGUGCUAUACGACCUCCGCUUCGACGCUCGUGACGACGGUCGUCUCGAGCACAUCGACCGUCGCGGAUGCGAGCAGCCUGCGGGCGCCACUGAUAAGUAUCGAUAAGCCGAACUCGGACACGGAUCGGACCCUUCAACCACCACCGGCCGGCCACAACGGCAAUGGGAGCUGCAACAAUGUUAACGACAACGCUCACCACAGCAAUAACAACAGUAACGUGUGUAACAAUAGAAACUAUGGCGACGACCAGUACUCACCCGAGCACAGCCUACUGCCACCGGGCGACGAACGGCAAGAGCUGGUGAACGGAUCGGCGACACCGUUGCUACCGCUACCAACCAUCACCGUAGACCUGGAGGAUGAAUCUCACCGAGUUCAGGCACCGAAACGACACUCCGGUAGCAGCCGGAACGACGGACCUGAGCUGGAGCGAUUUGGUCCAAUGGCCAUGGCCAACCAACCUCCGGAGAACCCUCGGAGUAGUCUGCGCUGUGGAGGUACCACCGACGAUGGCACCACCAACCUGCUACCAGAUGCAAAACGGGAAACGUGUAUUUAACGACAGUAUUACCAACUCCAGCCCCACCGUGUGGCAAUUGUUGGUGUUUUAUUGUUAUUCUUUUAGACGAAAAAACCACUCAACACGAAGAAUAUCAGCUAAACGAUCUAAGCCGGGUGGCUGUAACAAACCCAUGUGAUGAUGAGCUUAACCAACCAACAAACCACACGUUUCGGUCGUACGAUAAGCCAAAUUUACAGAAGCCGCAGGGGAAAUGCGCUAACAUAAACGCUACGUUAUGUUUAAUUUAGGUAAAUAAGGCAGCUAAAAACACGGUACUGGUAGACGAGACCGAGAGCGUGCUCGUAACUUAAAAGGUACAAAGAUGUAUAAUCUCCAAACAAACGAUGGACUGAUAGCGACGAGUGAGCACAGCGAGAAAGGGAGGUCCUUUGACGAAGCGCUUUUUUAUGCUGACCUCCGUGAUGGCCCAGGUUUCCCGGUAGCCCACCGUGAGGGAGAUCGAGCAUCGACGGAACAUAUUGUUCUUUAAAGGCCAUGCAAAUGGAUCGGAUAGGUGCGCUUGUACAGAAAAUCCCAUCUUUAUCGGGUCCCGCUGGCUUCCGGUGGUGAUCGAUCGCGCAUCCUCCGAUUGACGACCGUCAUAAAAGAUGAGCAACACCAGCAAGCGAACUAUUGGGAUGCCUGAAGGGGCCCCCCGAACGUCUGGGACCGAGGAGAUUAUUUUCUCGGUUUUAUUGACCACCCCGGAUGUGUGUUCCAAUUUUUCGCUUCACCGCAGCUACACUGUACCAUAAAUAAGCGGCUUCUCCAACAGGUUAUCCGCCCGCCCGUACAGCUCACGGUCAAAUAUAAAAAUUGGUAGCGAACACGAAAGAAUUCGGCCACCGGACUUUAUGAGUCUUUAACGGCGCCAUACAAAAAAAAAACACGAAAA